AAUAAUUUGUACGUAAUUGAUAAUAAGCAGAAAAUAUGAAUAACACAGAGAGUGCAAGCUACAGAGCCGGCGAGGCCAAAGGCCGAGCCCAGGAGAAGGGCAGCCAGCUCCUCGACAAGGCCGGCAACGCUGCUCAAUCCGCUAAGGAAUCCCUUCAGGAUGCUGGAUGUCAGGCACAAGCCAAGGCACAAGGUGCUGUGGAUGCUGUCAAGGAUGCUGUCAACAAAAAUUGACCAUGCCUCCAUCAUCAAGCGUUUCUCGCAAUUUAUUUCAUCUUUUUUUUUUCUAGAUAGAUUUUGAAUUAGUAAAUCAUUUGUAGGCUUCGUUCUGACAUUGAUAAAUAGUCAGCGAUGAAGUUGCUCUCUAUUAUGAGCGAAUAAAUAUAUUAAAUAAAUUAGGGCUAUUGGCCCUUAAAUAUACAAACUA
Salvia hispanica is the source of this 426-nucleotide messenger RNA. RefSeq lists its product as uncharacterized. The record is from RefSeq and is a predicted model, not a curated record. Lineage: Eukaryota; Viridiplantae; Streptophyta; Magnoliopsida; Lamiales; Lamiaceae.